Messenger RNA from Plasmopara halstedii, 315 nucleotides. RefSeq lists its product as uncharacterized. The record is from RefSeq and is a predicted model, not a curated record. Bases 1 to 315 code for a protein of 104 amino acids. The transcript has a single exon. Lineage: Eukaryota; Oomycota; Peronosporomycetes; Peronosporales; Peronosporaceae.
AUGCCAGUGGCUUUUCGACCUCACCCAUGUCUUCGCCUGCGGUGGCGCUUACUUCUUAUGUCGGCACGAGCGGCGUUGACAUACUCGGCAAUGCUGCCGCAACUUCCUCCAAUCAGAGGCCACUUUGAUUCGUACUUAGAGGAAGGAGCUAAUUAUUUACCCAGCAACGCCAAGAUUUCACAGAUUCAAAAUGCCAUAUAUUUUGUAUUCAAAUGUUUGGCUAAGAGCACUGAACGGGGUGCAACUAAUGAUGCUGUUUUAAGGCCAUUUAUUUUUCAAAAUGGCGAUGGAGUAAGACGGCUAUAUGCAUCUUAA